Molecule: messenger RNA, 937 nt
Organism: Heteronotia binoei (common prickly gecko)
Lineage: Eukaryota; Metazoa; Chordata; Lepidosauria; Squamata; Gekkonidae
Gene: DHRS11
Product: dehydrogenase/reductase 11
Exons: 7
Coding region: 1-768 (255 amino acids)
Molecular function (GO): oxidoreductase activity
Source: RefSeq, a predicted model, not a curated record
AUGGAGCGCUGGCAGGGGCGGGUGGCGCUGGUGACGGGCGCCUCGGUGGGCAUCGGGGCGGCGGUGGCGCGGGCGCUGGUGGCGCAGGGCAUGCAGGUGGUGGGCUGCGCCCGCGGCGUCGACAAGAUCGAGAAACUGGCUGCGGAGUGCCAGAGUGCCGGAUUCCCGGGCACCCUCAUUCCAUACAAGUGUGACCUCUCCGUCGAAGAGGAGAUCAUCUCCAUGUUCUCGGCCAUCAAGACCCUCCACCAGGGGGUGGACGUCUGCAUCAACAACGCCGGACUGGCCCGGCCGGAGCCCUUGCUGUCCGGCAAGACGGAGGGCUGGAGGACGAUGCUGGAUGUCAACGUCAUGGCCGUCAGCAUCUGCACCCGCGAAGCAUACCAGUCCAUGAAGGAGCGAAACAUUGACGAUGGCCAUAUCAUUAACAUUAAUAGCAUGAAUGGCCACAGUGUGGUCCCCCAGUCUGUCGUGCAUUUUUACAGUGCCACAAAAUACGCUGUCACAGCGUUGACGGAAGGGCUACGGCAGGAACUCCGAGAGGCAAAGACACACAUCCGAGCCACGUGCAUAUCUCCGGGACUGGUGGAGACAGGGUUUGCCUUUAAACUCCAUGAUAGUGAUCCAGAGAGAGCUGCAGCAACGUACGAGAGCAUUCGGUGUCUAAAAGCAGAGGAUAUGGCCAAUGCUGUCAUAUACGUCCUCAGUGCUCCACCUCAUGUACAGAUUGGCGAUAUCCAGAUGAGGCCGACUGAGCAGCUCUCCUAGCAAAAUAAGAAGAUUUGCUCCUGGCACAAUGCAGAGAGGACGACCUCCACGCAUCCAGACUUCCCCUCUGCUGACUGGUGACGUUUAAAAGACAGAUAUGAAGAGUUUCUCCCCCCUCCUCUUUCUCCUUUUUGAGCUGUCGUCCAGUUUGCAAAAAGUAAAGCAGAAA